Molecule: messenger RNA, 1150 nt
Organism: Andrographis paniculata
Lineage: Eukaryota; Viridiplantae; Streptophyta; Magnoliopsida; Lamiales; Acanthaceae
Exons: 6
Coding region: 253-804 (183 amino acids)
Source: RefSeq, a predicted model, not a curated record
GUUGCGCUUCUCCACGUCCGUCUCUUCUUCUCAGGUCUCUUAUCUCUCUCUCUAUCUGUGUCUCUGUCUGUCUGUCUGUCUGUUCCACACUUCACAAUUCCACUGCAAGAUUUUGAUUAGGAACCAACCAACCAACCAACCAAGACUAAUUUCAGAAAUCCAUUCCACCAACUGAUCCAUCGAUCAGAUCUUUUCCAAAAAGUUAGGCGCCGGAAAGGAGGAAUUUAGGACAUUGAAUUUUGCGACUCCGAUAUGGAGGUUCGACAAGAGGAAGAUGUUCACUCGCGUCACCAAGAACACCAAUCUCUACUUACUCAAUCGAAGCAACUCGUGGCUUCUCCAAAACAUGUUGAUACUAAUUCUGUUACACAGAGGUUACAGAAGGAGCUGAUGGCUCUCAUGAUGAGCGGAGGGGAUCUUGGUGUAUCUGCAUUUCCAGAUGGGGAGAGCAUUUUUAGUUGGAUUGGGACCAUUGAAGGGGGCAAGGGCACUAUGUAUGAAGGUCUAUCUUACAAGCUUGCCCUACGGUUUCCACUCGAUUAUCCAUUUAAGCCGCCUCAAGUUAAGUUUGUGACGGCAUGCUUCCAUCCGAAUAUAGACCAGUUUGGAAAUAUUUGUCUAGACAUUCUUCAGGAGAAGUGGUCUUCAGCAUAUGACUGCCGAACCAUUCUUUUGUCGAUUCAGAGCUUAUUAGGAGAACCUAACAUCGAGAGCCCACUUAACAGCUCCGCAGCAUCCUUAUGGAAGAAUCCUCAAGAGUACAGGAAAACAGUGCACAUGCAUUACUACAUGAGCAGGGAAUGAAUGAGUCAAUCAUUGGACAGCUCUCUCUCUCUCUCUCUCUCUCUCUCUCUCUAUCAUUCCUAGCCAAGGUAAUCAAUCUUUUUCCCCUUAUUUUUGGCUUUUUGUCCCUUAUCACAAUAUCUCUUUUCAUCUUCUUUGGAUUACAUUUACACUAGAUUGGUGGGUACACAAGUCUUGGACAGAUAGAGGUUCACAUAAAAUCAAAUCAAAUGUUGGGAUAUAUAGGGAGCAAUUAUAGUGCUAAUCAGGUCAAAUCAACUUGGUGUUGAUUGACAUCAUUAGACAUUUUGAAAUUGCAUGUAUCAUAGUUCAAAGCUUCAAUGAAAUAAAAAUAAAGAAGUGGGCA